Molecule: messenger RNA, 539 nt
Organism: Belonocnema kinseyi
Lineage: Eukaryota; Metazoa; Arthropoda; Insecta; Hymenoptera; Cynipidae
Exons: 3
Coding region: 62-373 (103 amino acids)
Source: RefSeq, a predicted model, not a curated record
CCAGAAAUACCGAUUUUAAGAUAACCAAACUAUCAACAGAACAAGUAUUUUAUUUCUGAAAAUGGCAACUAAGUAUAAUUUACGUUGUAAUCGAAGCAUAAGUGAAAAAAUGAUGAAAAAGGACUUCAUUUACGACAUCCGACGACCUAUCCCUACGCCAAUAGUUGAAAAACCAAUUGUCUCGCUAGAGCGUAUUUUGGAUUUUGAGUGUAAUUAUUGUCACGAACCAAUUGCGACUCUGCACUCAUUAUCAACUCACGUCAAGUGUCACUGCGCAAAUUAUUGCAAAGUUUGUUUUUGGAUAUUGAAGCCCAAUGAAACCAUGGAAGAACACAUGAAACAGUUCCAUUUUUCAGAAUCGACGAUAUUUUAAAGAUAGCCGAUGCUCCCCCCAAAGUGGUUUCCAUAAAACCUGUGGAAGUUAUGAUAUGAAAUCCAGUUUCACAUGCACAGCAGCUCAUAUGGAUCCAGCACCUGUCAAUUUCUUUGAUGUUUGAAUCAUAUUUAAAUGAAAUGCAUUUUGAAAUGGGAAAUUUAUU